UAACCGAUAACUUGCCGGUUCAAGCCCCACCACCACCAAGUUGCCCUUUUGGGCCCCUGAGAAAAGGCCCUUAACCCUCAAUUGCUCAAAAUUGUGAUAAAAGUGUCUGCUUAAUACCGAAAAUGUAAAUUACACCCCCAACGCCGCCUUUUUGAUAAACUUCCUUUUUUUGUAAAAGGGUGUGAAAGAGGAAGUGACAGACGCAUGAUGGCGGCUGUAAAGCAGCUAAUUCUUUUCUCCGUUUUGGUCUCAGUUACGGCAUCCAGUGAUGUGUAUAAGGUGGUUAACAGUUCUGUUCAACUGGACACACAAGAUAAAAACGAUCAGUUUGAGGUAUUCAAGUGGAUAUUUAAGCAGGAGAACAGUAUUCUGAAAUACGACAGUGACACUAAAGUCAUAAAGGAAUAUGAUCCUUAUAAAGACCGGGUGAAGUUCAAUACUGAAACACUGAGUUUAACACUGAAGAACUUACAGAAGACUGAUAGUGGACUGUAUGAAGCAAAAGCUGAAAGUAACAAGGAUAAACUUGUGGCUCGUUACACACUGCAUGUUUUGGAUCCAGUGAAGGAACCAGAACUUACUUCUGUUUACCAGCAGAGCAGUAACUACUGUAAUGUGACCUGUUUAGGCCUCACACUCUCAAUCACCUCAAGCUUUGACAAGAAAACUUGUGAGGAGAGUGAUACAUUAACUGAUGGUGUCUCCUAUACACUUUCUCUCUGUGUUAAUGGCAGCCAUAUCAUCUGUAAUCAUAGCAACCCAGUCAGCUCAAAAGUGACUUCGGUGGAGAUAAAUCAAUUCUGCCCUUUUGAGCCUGAACCCACAUUUCUCUGGUGGCAGCGCAUCCACGCUUUCAUAGAUCGGCGAACUUCAUUAGCUGCAACCUUCAGCGAAGCCACGCCGAUCGCGUUCUUCCCGUAG
Trichomycterus rosablanca is the source of this 921-nucleotide messenger RNA. RefSeq lists its product as uncharacterized. The transcript has 5 exons. Lineage: Eukaryota; Metazoa; Chordata; Actinopteri; Siluriformes; Trichomycteridae. The record is from RefSeq and is a predicted model, not a curated record. Bases 205 to 921 code for a protein of 238 amino acids.